AUGCUAUUGAUCUAUCACUCUUUUUUUUUUCUUAAAGUAAAGAUCUUCAUUUCUUCAUUUCAAAGGGUCUGUGUCUUUUGUGGAAGUAAUUCAGGGAACAGAAACAUCUUCAGUGAUGCAGCUCUUGAUCUUGGAAGAGAACUGGCGGAGAGGAAGAUGGAUUUGGUGUAUGGAGGAGGAAGUGUUGGGCUGAUGGGAUUGGUUUCUCAAACAGCUUUUGAUGGUGGAUGUCAUGUGCUAGGAGUUAUCCCAACUACACUUAUUCCUGUUGAGAUAUCUAGCCAUGCAGUGGGAGAAGUGUUGAUUGUAUCAGAUAUGCACAAAAGGAAGGCUGAAAUGGCUCGUCGAGUUGAUGCUUUUGUCGCUCUUCUUGGAGGAUAUGGAACCAUGGAAGAGUUGCUUGAGAUGAUAACAUGGUCUCAGCUUGGGAUACAUGACAAACCAGUAAGUUAA
Molecule: messenger RNA, 453 nt
Organism: Carya illinoinensis
Lineage: Eukaryota; Viridiplantae; Streptophyta; Magnoliopsida; Fagales; Juglandaceae
Product: probable cytokinin riboside 5'-monophosphate phosphoribohydrolase LOGL1
Exons: 5
Coding region: 1-453 (150 amino acids)
Biological process (GO): cytokinin biosynthetic process
Cellular component (GO): nucleus; cytosol
Molecular function (GO): hydrolase activity, hydrolyzing N-glycosyl compounds
Source: RefSeq, a predicted model, not a curated record